CCGUCAGUCACUUGAGACACUCAGACACUCAGACAGUAUAACUCAAAUAACUGAGUAUACAGAUCUAUCUAACUGAGUAUACAGAUCUAUCUAUCAUCAUCUAGAGUACAGAUUUAGAUUUGUCUAGGUCUAGAAUCUAGAUCUAAUUUUAGAGUCUAAUAGACUCUAUUUAGUCUAUUUAGAGAUUCUUACUCUUAGUUUCUAGAAUCUAGAUUGAUAAAUUAAAAUUGAUACUCAUUCAGAGUCAUUGAUAGUGACAGUCAGUCAGACUCAGUCAGUCACAGUCAGUGUCACACUGUCACUCACACUGUACUGUACAGUGAGUGACCGAGGCCCAGAGUGUGUUUGCGUAGAUCUAUAAUAAAAUAAUUAGGCAUGAUCCGCUUUUAGGUCAUUUAUUUACGUCUCUAGGCAGCCAUAUCUACUCUAUCUCAUUAGUCAUACUCUACAAUCCCUACAUCUAUGCUGAUUUCAAUGUGCCAAGCUUUUGGAAACAACAGAAAAUCAUGUUUUUUCAUAAACGAGAUGUUGAAAAGGAAAGUAUGCAACUGGGAUUGAGAAUACAGAAGUUAUGCUCAGGACUAAGUAACUGUUUGGAUCAGGUUGCAGUCACCAAGCAGGUAAUGAAUCUAGUUUAUCCUGGCAUCACAGCCACGGAACUGGACAAUUUAUCAGCAGAGGUAGCUUUCAAACUGACAUCCAAGCAUCCAGAUUAUAGUAUACUAGCUACAAGAAUAGCUGUGUCCAAUUUACAUAGAGAGACAAAUGAACAUUUUAGUGAGGCCAUGACUUCCUUGCAUCAGUUGGUGAAUCCAGAGACUGGAAAACAGUGUUCUUUGAUAUCAGAUGAGUUGUAUGAAAUCAUCCUUAACAAUGCAGAUAAACUGAAUUCUAGCAUUGAUUAUGAGAGAGAUUACCAAUUUACUUAUCUGGGACUCAAGACUUUACAAAAAUCUUUCCUUUUAAAAGUGGGUGACAAAGUGGCUGAACGACCACAACACAUGUUCAUGAGAGUGGCUCUGAGCAUUCACAUGGAGGACAUCAACUCUGCCUUAGAGACCUAUCACUUGAUGUCUGAGAAAUGGUUCCUUCAUUCUCCUGUCACCAUGGUCAAUGGUGGGACUGUAAAUCAACAACUUUUAAGCUGCUACCUUGUAUCAAUACCAUCGGACAGUAUUGAAGGAAUAUUUGAUGCCUUGAAAAACUGUGCUGUCAUCUCCAAGUGUUUUGGGGAUGUGGGUCUUGGCGUCCACUGUGUGAGAGCCUCUGGAAGCUACUUAGAGGGGAUUCAAGGCAAAUCCAAUGGGAUCGUUCCAAUGUUGAGAGUUUUCAAUGCAACAUCUGAGUUUGUCGAGCAGGGAUCAAGUAAGAGGCUGGGAGCAUUGACUGCUUACUUAGAACCAUGGCAUCCUGACAUUUUUGAGUUUUUGGAAUUAAAGAAAAAUACUGGCAAAGAAGAAAUGAGAGCAAAGAAUCUGGCCUAUGCACUCUGGGUUCCUGACCUCUUCAUGCGUCGAGUCGAAGCCGAUGAUGAUUGGACUUUGAUGUGUCCUUAUGAGUGUCCAGGGCUUGAUGAGGUUUUUGGUCAAGAAUUUGAGACACUGUAUCAGAUGUACGAGAGAGAAAAUAAAGGUAAAAAGACAAUCAGAGCCCAGAAGUUGUGGUUCGCCAUCUUUGAAUCCCAGACAGAGACUGGCUCACCAUACAUGUUGUACAAAGACAGUUGUAACAGAAAGUCUAAUCAGCAGAACCUUGGGACAAUCAAGUGCAGUAACUUGUGUACUGAAAUUAUAGAGUUCAGUUCCCCUGAUCAGAUUGCUUCUUGUUGUACAGCCUCUCUUGCCUUAAAUAAGUUUGUCCAGUCAGAUGGGACUUUUCAUUUUGAACAGCUGCGCUAUGUAACAGCAGUGGCAGUAAAAAACUUAGACAAGCUGAUUGACAGAAAUGUUUACCCUGUCCUGGAGGCAGAAAUUUCCAACAAGAAACACCGUCCGAUUGGACUCGGUGUUCAAGGUCUUGCCGAUGCUUUCAUCUUGAUGCGUUACCCAUUUGACAGCCCCGAGGCCAAACAGCUGAACAAAGAAAUAUUUGAAACUAUUUACUUUGCAGCCUUGGAUGCUAGUUGUGAGCUUGCUGAGAAGUAUGGCCCCUAUGAAACCUACCCAGGAAGUCCAGUCUCUAAAGGAGUCCUGCAACACGACAUGUGGAAUGUCAAGCCAAUAACACAUUUAGAUUGGGCCAGUCUGAGGCAGAGAAUCAGCAAACAUGGAGUUAGAAAUAGUCUUCUUGUAGCCGUGGCACCAUCAGAAGUGACGUCUCUUAUUCUUGACAUCAACGAUUCGGUCAGCGCCUACUGCAGUCAUGUGUAUAAGCUGUCCUAUUCAAGGAAUGGAUUCUGUGUCAGGAGGAAUCUUGUGGAAGACCUGACAGACAGAGGCCUGUGGAAUGAGGAUAUAAAAAAUCAGAUCAUAGCUGCUGGAGGUUCAAUCCAGGGUAUUGCAACUAUUCCAGAAGAUCUGAAAGAUUUGUACAAAACUGUCUGGGAGAUGAAACAGAAGGUAAUAUUAGAGUUGGCUGCAGACCGUGGUGCAUUCAUUGAUCAAAGUCAGUCAGUAGCCAUUCACAUGAGAGAUGCCAACUAUGGUAAAUUGACCAGCAUGCACUAUUGUGGAUGGAGACUUGGUUUAAAGACUGGACUGUAUUCCUUAAAAACUGCCAUGAGUAAUAAAACUUCAGAUUUUUCGGAAACAAGAGACGAAAUGUUUAGUUUUACACAGACAGCAAUGAAAUGUUGAAUGUCGACAAGAAAUGUGGAUGUUGUUUAAAAAUGUGAUCUCUUUUUUUGAAAGCUUCUGCCGCAUCUGUGAGACUGCUGAUGUAAUGCUAAACUAUUCAAAAAUAUGCUAAUGUAUAUUAACCUCAUCAGACGGGGGUGAGAUGUUUUAUGACAAAUAGCUUUUGUAAGAUAUUGUACUUCUUUUCUCAAGACGUCUGGACCAGCAGUUCCAUUCGUUGUAUAGCUCAAGUUUUGAAAGUAUCAUCUGUAAGUAUUCAGACAUCUGUGUGUGAUCAAACAUUGAGAGCACUAUUCAUAUCGACUGUGAUAAUACAUUUGUAAUUAGAGCUCUGUUAUUUAUACUGUUCCUUCUACAAACAACUAGAAAUAUAUACAUUUACUGUGCUGAGUAGAUAAUAAACUCUAAAACAAUUUGAUUACACUAUAAUAGCUUAUUGUUCUAGGUAAAGUAUACUAACAUUACUAGUUCCUCAAAAUCUUGCUGGUCUCUUACUCAAGUUUUCUUACGGGGAAAGUGUAAUGGAGAGGGAGACAACCAAGACUCAAUUUUUCAAACUUAGUCACUAUUAAAAAUAAUAAAGCUACAUAAUAUUUCAUUAGCAUGGAUGCUGUAUGAUGUUCAACUAUUUUUUAAAAGCUUGCUGUGAUGUGAGAGCAUAUUUAAUAUUUACUUGCCAAAUUAUCAGUGUAAUUGUAUUUAACAAAUGAGUGACUAUUUUAAGUGAUCUGACUUAUCGGAUGUCACUAUUUAGCCCUUUUUGAAAUAACUCUAUUCAAUAUUAUUAAACACUGCUGGUUGCUUGGCGGUAGGGAGUACUCAUUGUUAUCAUGUCACCUCUAUUUGAGCUAGGGAGUACUCAUUUUUAUCUUGUCAGCUCUUUCUCCACUAAGAAACAGUUUUGCUACUGUAGUAUUAUUCUUGAUUCUAAUUUCCUUAAGCAUUUUAUACGUAGGAAAGAAACAAAAAUGAAACUAAAAUGUUGAAAGUGUGUGAGAAAGUCAGAGAGAAGAUCAGAUUAGUUGUUUUUUUUUUAUUAUUGAUUUAUGAAGGAAUAGGAAUGACUAAAUAUUUUUUUAAAUUAUGUUUUUACAUUGUGUUAUUGUUAUAUUUUUAUUUUUUUACUGGCACACAUAAAAAAAAUGAAAUAAAUGAUUGUUGAGCCUUAAAAUGACUUCAGACUAAU
Biomphalaria glabrata is the source of this 3981-nucleotide messenger RNA. RefSeq names its product ribonucleoside-diphosphate reductase large subunit-like. The record is from RefSeq and is a predicted model, not a curated record. Lineage: Eukaryota; Metazoa; Mollusca; Gastropoda; Planorbidae. Gene Ontology annotation, biological process: DNA replication; deoxyribonucleotide biosynthetic process. The coding region runs from base 507 to 2795 and encodes 762 amino acids. Gene Ontology annotation, cellular component: ribonucleoside-diphosphate reductase complex. Gene Ontology annotation, molecular function: ribonucleoside-diphosphate reductase activity, thioredoxin disulfide as acceptor; ATP binding. The transcript is spliced from 18 exons.